Messenger RNA from Arabis nemorensis, 723 nucleotides. Lineage: Eukaryota; Viridiplantae; Streptophyta; Magnoliopsida; Brassicales; Brassicaceae. The record is from the annotation of a GenBank genome assembly.
AUGGAAUCCCUCUUUCUCGACAAGAUCGGAUUAUUCUCCAACCAAAUCUCCAGAGAUGAUCUUAAGGCAGGAGAUCACAUCUAUUCAUGGCGAACUGCUUUCGUCUACGCACAUCACGGGAUCUAUAUAGGCGAUGGGAAAGUUAUUCAUUUCACUCGUGGAGAUGGUCUAGAGAUCGGAACAGGGACUUUCUUGGACAAGAUCAUCGUUGGUUCUGUUCCGAAUCAUGGAGGAGACAACAACCCUUGUCCUAAUUGUGGACAUCAAUCCAAUCUUGACGGUGUGAUCUCUUCUUGCCUUGACUGUUUUCUCUCCGGAGGAAACCUCUAUCUCUUCGAGUACGGUGUUUCUCCGGCUAUCUUUCUCGCCAAGCUUCGAGGCGGUACUUGCACAAUAGCAACUUCAGAUCCUUCUGAUGAAGUCAUUUCUCGUGCGAAAUUCCUAUUAUCGAGAAAUGUCUUUGGUAAUUACCAUCCUUUCGAGAACAAUUGUGAAGAUUUUGCAAUAUAUUGUAAAACUAGUUUGAUGGUCGGUAAAGACUAUGUGUUGGGAAGAAGUGGUCAAGCCAGUUCGGUGAGUGCAGUUGCUUUCGCUUCACGCAUGGUUAGUCCUUGGGCCAGUAAUGCUAUUCGUCUCUUUACGGACAUUGGUAUGAGAAAGGAUGUUAUGAAGGUGCCUGUCGAGAGUCUUGUGGCAGUUAAUACCUCGGCAAGAGAAGGAUGA